AUGCCUGUCACAGACUCCAGCAUCAUUAUUGAUGAACUGGCCUUACAUGGUGGCUCUGGGCAGCAGAAGACAGUGAGAUGUUUCGGGUGUUUCCGGGCUGGAAUUUGCUUGCUUCUGGUGGAACUGUGUGAGAAGCUGACCUUCUUUGAAGUCGUCUGCAACAUGAUCCCCUUUUGCACGGUGAAGCUGGGCUACUGCAACCACCAGGCCGCAAUUCUCAACCUGUGCUUUAUUGGGGUCUCAGCCUUCACCCCUGUGUUGGUGGGAUGGCUUGCAGACAACUACUUCGGAAGGGGAAAACUGGUGUACAUGUCCUUAGUGCUACACUUUCUGGGUACUGCUUUGCUAUCCGUGCUUGCUUUUCCCUUGGAAGAUCUCUAUGGAGACUCUUACCCUAUGGUUAACAACGCGCCUGUGGAGGAGCGGGCCAGCCUGUUCCACACAGCACUGCUGACCCUCUGCCUGGGCACAGGAGGAAUUAGAGCUGUCGUUUGUCCACUGGAUGUUUAUGGCCUUCAGGAAGAGGAAUCAAAGAAGCCAAUGUCUUUUUUUAACUGGGCCUCCUGGUCCAUGAACCUGAAAGCAGCUGCAGUCUUUCUGGGAGUCUCAUGCAUCCAGCACUUGGGGGCCUCUACCAUUGUGGUCCUGCUUCCUUCUCUGUCCCUGGUCACAGCCCUGGUGGCUCUUUACAUGAGGCACUGCGACCUGAUCUAUCAGCCAGAGAAACAUUGCUCUUUCCUGAUGGUCGCUGGUGUGUUGCUUAAGACCCUGAAAAAACGCUGCUUGCCAUACUGCCACCUUGGGCGAGAUGGAGCAAAUUGGUCAGCCCGUGCCGUGGAAACACACGAUGGACUCCAGGAGGAAGAUGCGGAACUGGUCUUCUCCACCCUCUUGCCUCUCCUCGGUUUCCAGCUCCCAUACAGAAUGUGCCUUGCGCAGAUCCCUUCGGGAUAUUAUCUUCAGACCAUGAAUUCCAACCGGACCUUGGGCGGAUUUCCUCUGCCAAUUGCACUAAUGAAUGCCCUCAGCAUCCUGCCAUUAUUAAUUCUGGUUCCCUUAAUGGAUUUCUUCAGCCACCGCCUACUUCCCUCUAAGAGAGAUGGACCAUUCCUGUCAGCAUGCAUUAUUGCUGGAAACGGCUGUGCAGCCUUGUCUGUGGCAAUAGCCGGCUUCCUAGAAAUACACAGAAAACUCACCCCGGAGCAGGCUUCUUCAGGCAAAGCUUCCUCUGUUUCCUCCCUGGCCUGUGGCUCCCUGGUUCCUCAGUAUGUCUUGCUUGGAGUGUCUGAAGCCCUGGCAAACCCAGCAGUCUCUGCGGUAAUACAUAGAUUCAUUCCAAGCAUCUUCAGAGGAACGCCCACGAAUGUUUUGUCACUGUUCCAUGGAUUUGCCUGUUUCUCAGGGGCACUGCUGGUGGAGUUGGUUUAUCUCAUCUCCAAAGGCAAUUGGUUUCCAAACACAUUAAACAAAGGCAAUUUAGAAGGCUUCUUCUUCGUGCUGGCAUCCUUGACGCUGCUGAACGUCCUGGGAUUCUGGAGGGCUUCACAGAGAUAUUGUAAUCUAAAUCAUUUUAAUGCCCAGAGCGUCAGUGGAGGAAAUCGUGAAGAAACUCUUCUCUGGGAAAAGUCUCUGAAGUUUUAUGGCAGUACACAGGAAACAUCGUCAAGUAUUGAUCUUUGGGAGACAGCCCUAUGA
Messenger RNA from Phodopus roborovskii (desert hamster), 1695 nucleotides. It is a transcript of the gene Slc15a5, whose product is annotated as solute carrier family 15 member 5. Gene Ontology annotation, cellular component: membrane. The transcript is spliced from 9 exons. The coding region runs from base 1 to 1695 and encodes 564 amino acids. Gene Ontology annotation, molecular function: transmembrane transporter activity. The record is from RefSeq and is a predicted model, not a curated record. Gene Ontology annotation, biological process: transmembrane transport. Lineage: Eukaryota; Metazoa; Chordata; Mammalia; Rodentia; Cricetidae.